Aspergillus piperis CBS 112811 is the source of this 783-nucleotide messenger RNA. RefSeq names its product putative EF-hand calcium-binding domain protein. Lineage: Eukaryota; Fungi; Ascomycota; Eurotiomycetes; Eurotiales; Aspergillaceae. The coding region runs from base 1 to 783 and encodes 260 amino acids. The record is from RefSeq and is a predicted model, not a curated record. The transcript has 2 exons. Gene Ontology annotation, cellular component: nucleus; cytoplasm.
AUGUCCCCUCCGAUCAGAGUCCUCGGUCUACAUGGGAAGGGCUGCAACUCUGAAGUGUUCAGGUCGCAAACAGAAAUAUUUCGGAGACUUCUGUCCGAUCUUCCCGUUCAAUACGAUUUCCCCGAUGCCCCUCUUCCCAGUCCACCAGCAGCAGGUGUAGGGAUUGUAUACGAGCCGCCAUAUUAUGCAUACUGGCACAGCGACAACCUCAAAAGUAUCGAAGAUAGCUGUUCGUGGCUCAGGACCUAUAUGACCCGCAAUGGCCCUUAUGAUGCGGUGAUGGCAUUCUCCCAGGGCGCGAUGUUAGUCUCCAGUAUGCUACUUCAAGACGCGGCAGGCAUAUCCAAAGCACUAUCGCCGGUUAAGGCGGCCAUUUUCUUCUCUGGGGGUCCUCCGUUGACAGUUAUGGACAGUCUUGGAUUUGACAUUCCAGAAGACACCUGGGAGAGGGACAGAAUAUCGCGCUUAACGUUAGACGUGCAACCACACCAUCAAGCCAGCAAGGAGACAUGGCAAGGGCCUUCCCUUGCGAAAUAUGAGAUCACAGAAGAAGAACUGCGAGCGGAUAUCGCGGGGCCAUGGACAAUCACGAUUCCUACUCUCCAUGUUUACGGAUCCAAGGACCCCCGAUACGAAGCAGGGGUGGAGCUUUCAGCAUUGUGUGAUUCGACUCGCAGGCAAUGUUACACACAUGACGGUACCCAUGAGAUACCUCGGUCUCCUAUUAUCAAUGAGGAGAUUGCAAAGCUUAUCAGAACGCUCUUGUGUAACCUGCAGCAAUGA